Messenger RNA from Talpa occidentalis (Iberian mole), 4214 nucleotides. RefSeq names its product protein O-mannosyltransferase 2 (gene POMT2). The coding region runs from base 196 to 2448 and encodes 750 amino acids. The record is from RefSeq and is a predicted model, not a curated record. Gene Ontology annotation, molecular function: dolichyl-phosphate-mannose-protein mannosyltransferase activity. Lineage: Eukaryota; Metazoa; Chordata; Mammalia; Eulipotyphla; Talpidae. Gene Ontology annotation, biological process: protein O-linked glycosylation via mannose. Gene Ontology annotation, cellular component: membrane; endoplasmic reticulum. The transcript has 21 exons.
UGCGCCACCAGCGGCCUCCUAGCGGCCGCCGCUCUCCCCGCCCAGCCCCGCGGCCGGGGCCCCGCGCCCCGCUGCCGGCGCCGGGAACUACACUUCCCAGGGCACCCCGAGCUGUCUCUUGGCGGCUUCUUGGCGGGGCGGCUCGCAAGACCUAGUGUGCCUGCGGGCCGGAGGGCGGUGCUGAGGCGGGGACGGAUGCCGCCGGCGGUGGGCGGAGGUCUGGCGGGGUCCGAGCUGCGCCCCCGGAGGGGCCGCUGUGGACCCCAGGCCGCUCGGGCCGUGAGCCCGGACGUGGCCAACGAGGCUGCAGCGCGAAGCCCCAAACGGCCUGCCUGGGGCUCGCGGCGCUGCUGUGUGGCCGGCCGGUGGGCCCUGCUGGCCCUGGUGACGCUGCUGUCCUUCGCCACCCGCUUCCACCGCCUGGACCAGCCGCAGCACAUCUGUUGGGAUGAGACGCACUUUGGAAAAAUGGGAAGUUACUAUAUCAACCGCACCUUUUUCUUUGAUGUGCACCCGCCUCUGGGAAAGAUGCUCAUAGGUCUUGCUGGUUACCUGAGUGGAUAUGAUGGCACCUUUUUGUUCCAGAAGCCUGGGGACAAAUAUGAACAUCACAGCUACUUGGGAAUGAGAGGAUUCUGUGCGUGUCUGGGUUCCCUGCUGAUCCCCUUUGCCUACCUCACGGUGUUGGAGCUGUCCAGGUCCCUUCCGGCAGCACUGAUCACGGCUGCCCUCCUCACCUUUGACACAGGAUGCCUCACUCUGUCCCAGUACAUCCUCCUUGACCCCAUCUUGAUGUUCUUCAUCAUGGCUGCGAUGCUGAGUAUGGUCAAGUACAACUCCUGCGCUGACAGGCCCUUCUCUGCCCCCUGGUGGUUCUGGCUCAGCCUGACUGGCAUUAAUCUGGCUGGUGCUUUAGGGGUCAAGUUUGUUGGCCUCUUUAUCAUCCUGCAAGUGGGUUGGAACACCGUUUCAGAACUUUGGCAGCUGUUUGGAGACCUCAGUCUUUCAUUGGUGACUGUGGGGAAGCACCUGAUUGCCCGCGUGCUGUGCCUCAUCGUGCUGCCCCUGGCUCUCUACAUGGCCACUUACGCCGUUCACUUCAUGGUGCUGAAUAAAAGUGGUCCUGGUGACGGCUUCUUCAGUUCUGCCUUCCAGGCCCGCCUGUCAGGAAACAACCUGCACAAUGCUUCCAUCCCUGAACACUUGGCCUACGGCUCUGUGAUCACUGUGAAAAAUCUACGGAUGGCCAUUGGCUAUCUCCACUCCCACAGUCACCUCUAUCCGGAGGGCAUCGGCGCCCGCCAGCAGCAGGUCACCACCUAUUUGCACAAGGACUACAAUAAUCUGUGGAUUAUCAAGAAACAAAACACAAAUGCAGAUCCCUUAGACCCUUCAUUUCCAGUGGAGUUUGUAAGACAUGGAGACAUCAUUCGACUGGAACACAAAGAGACUUCUCGGAACUUGCACAGUCACUAUCAUGAGGCCCCACUGACCCGGAAGCACUAUCAGGUCACUGGCUAUGGCAAAAAUGGGACAGGAGACUCCAAUGAUUUCUGGCGGAUUGAGGUUGUAAACAGAAAAUUUGGAAACCGGAUCAAGGUGCUGAGAAGUCGAAUCCGCCUCAUCCAUCUGGUCACGGGCUGUGUCCUGGGCUCCUCAGGAAAGGUCCUGCCCAAGUGGGGCUGGGAGCAGUUGGAAGUUACUUGCACACCAUAUCUAAAGGAAACCCUCAGCUCCAUCUGGAAUGUGGAGGAUCAUAUCAAUCCCAAAUUGCCAAACAUCAGUCUGGACGUGCUGCAGCCCAGUUUUUCUGAGAUGUUGCUGGAGUCCCACAUGGUGAUGAUUCGGGGAAACAAUGGCCUCAAACCCAAGGACAACGAGUUCACGUCCAAACCCUGGCACUGGCCUAUCAACUAUCAGGGCCUGCGCUUCUCAGGGGCCAAUGACACAGACUUCCGAGUGUAUCUGCUCGGCAACCCGGUGGUUUGGUGGCUGAAUCUGUUGAGCAUCGCCCUCUACCUCCUCUCAGGGAGCAUCCUCAGCAUAGCUGUGCAGAGAGGCACACAACUGCCUGCAGAGGUUGAAGGGCUCUCCCAGGUCCUGCUGCGAGGAGGGGGCCAGCUCCUGCUUGGCUGGAUGCUCCAUUAUUUCCCGUUCUUCCUGAUGGGCCGGAUCCUCUAUUUCCACCACUACUUCCCAGCCAUGCUCUUCUCCAGCAUGUUGACAGGCAUUUUGUGGGACACACUCCUGCGGCUCUGUGCCUGGAGAUUGGCCAUAUGCUCCUUGGCCAAGGGCAUCCAUGUGCUGGGAAUCCUGAGCCUGCUCCUGGGAACUGCCUACAGCUUCUACCUCUUCCACCCUCUGGCUUACGGGAUGGUUGGUCCCCUCGCCCAUGAUCCCCGAAGUCCCAUGGCAGGACUCAGGUGGCUGGAAUCAUGGGACUUUUGAGACUACUGCGAGGACUCCAGCUGAGUCCAGGAGAUUCCCUGGGACAGCCAGCUGUGGAACCAGCCCCUGGACCCUCCCAGCUGCGGAGGAAGCUUCCCGAGGGGCUGAGGAAUUCUGCCCAUCAGGAUGGAGCUCUGGGCGCAUGCCUGGAACUUAACCCAACACCAGAGAGCCAUGGUUUUGCCUGCAGAUUCCAUCACCGAGGUGGCUCAGCGUCAGAGGACAACAUCUCUCAGGCCCGUUUCCCCGAGGAAGAAUGAGUGUGCAAGAGGGUGGGUGUGAGCGUGUGUGUGUGCAUGCAUGUGUGCCCUUAUCCCUGGGGAUACAGACCUUGACUGUGGACAGCUGAGUGUCAUAAACUCUAAGAUUUAGUCCAGGGCUACCGUAGUAUUUUCUGGUAUUUUUUUCACACUGGAUUUGGUUUGUAAGCAAAACGCAUCAAAAGUUCUCUACCCUCCAAGAGGGCUGAGAGUGCUGACUCACCUUGGGACACCACCGGGGCUGAGCAGAUGGGACCAUCCGACCCACACUGCCCUUCUACAGACGAGCACAGCAGAGCCCCAGAGCCCGGAGCGUGGCCGCCCCAGUGCCUCUGCUGCUGCCCCUGCGGUGGCUUCCUCUGUGGAAGCAGGUGGCUGCCCUGUGGAUGGGGCACCAGGCCUCAGAGCCAGGGGCCGAGAACGCCUCAGCUCUUGGUUGGCUCUCCUCAGCCCCAGGGGCCCCGCCCGCCCUCAGAGGAUGUCCUGCCAUGAGGCUGGUGGGAGCAACACCUGUCUUCACCUGCUGUGUUCCCAGGCCCUGCGGGUCAGAGGCACUAUCUCUUGAACUAUCCUCCCCCUGCAGCCAACCUAGCUUUGAGGGCAGGAGAGAUGCCUUCUCCUGAUUCCUGGGAGAGCCUUGGGAUGGGGGAGGCUCUCUUGGCAGCUGAGGAAGACAUGAGGCAGAGCAGGAAUCUGUGUGGUGCUGGGCUGAGAGGGUCCUGGGUGUGGGCUGCUCCAGCCCCCGUGGGCUGAUGUCCAUGUUACUAGCUGGGCAUUCCCUGCUGACACCCCUUUCACUCCAUUUCAUUUCCCCUUCUCUGUGUCAUUGUUUCACCAGUCUUUUUCCACCAAAACCCGGAGCACGUAAAGGUACAUUCCAGCUUCUCUCUAUGGCUUCGACGCCCAAGCAAGAAGCUCAGAGCUGUUCCUUUCACUUCCUCCCCAAAUGAAAAGGAAUAGAAAACCCUCAGGGCAGAACCAAACCAAACCAAGGCCAGCCCUUCUGCUCCUCUCCCUCCUCCUGGUAUAUGACAAAAUAUUUUGUCUCUGGGGACUCUGAUGCUUCAAGGUCUAAUGAUGACUCUCUGCCACACUCCGUCUUCCCUCCUCUGUAGUCCCCUCUAGCUCAGGCGGGGUCAGAGCUCUUUAGAGCAUCUCUGGGAGACGGUUGCCACGGAGACUGGAAAUUGGUCCCAGGGACUGGCUGUGCUACCCACUGGGUGGUGGGGAGGGAAGCUUCUGGCCAUGCUUGGACGUUCAGACAAGACAUCAUUAAUGUUAAUAGAGGAAAUGCAGCAAUGUCAAGAGCAAGGCUAGUUUGUUAAUUAGAUCUGGGGCCUGAUGACCUCCCUCUCUCAGGGCUACGGCCCCUUUGCCUUCCCCCAGCAGGAAGCACUGCCUGUGUGCUGAAUCUGGGCAGCUCCCUUAAUUGCAUUUCUGGAAGGGAAGGCGGGCAAGGGGUGGAGAGCCCCUGCUUGCCCCUUGCACCCACCUCCAUCCCUCCCC